AUGCAAGACCUCGAGUGGGAACUCCAGCAGUCCAGAAUCCGCAUUGCCAACGACUUUAUCUCGAGGUCUGUACUUGAGUACACAAUGCGCUUCAACGAAUUAGACCACGACAUUGAAACAAACGAUCUUCCUCGACUUCGCGAUGCAAUCAAGCAGCUAUGCCAGAAAGUUGGUUUACUUGUCAAGGAGAAAGCACUUACUUUUGAGGCAUACCAGGCUUUGAUUGAAAAGUGGUCAUUGCGACCAGAAGACACCCAGAGCACCCUUGGCCAGCUGACUACCAGCGGGUCCAGGGUGCUUGGUGUCCACAACUCUAUUUCGGAUUUCGAUGCACUACCUCCACUACAGCUCGUGCUAUAUGGACUUGGAGAUGACGUUACUGAAGCUUCAGAAACAAUACGCGCUGUAUUGCAGUUGCCAUCGGAUUUCAACCAGACGACCACUGUAGAACCGCCACGGAAUGAAACAACCGAUUUUGAAGUCCAAGUCGGGUCGGCGCCUCCUCAUUCACCAUAUCAUGCAGAAGGUGUGGAGGAUGUUCAAUCCACUAUUGAUGUUCAUGAUGACACAAGACUGUCAUCAUAUUCGCUCGUACUGGACGAGGCCCCGCUCCAAGAACUCGAGUCCUCAUAUUUUCACAGAGAUAGGACACCAAGCGCAGACCGAUUGCUCAUUAAUCGACAAGACGACAGCGUACGAACGAUCCAAAGCUUCCAACUGUCAGCGGAGGAAUUCCCAAUCAUCAACAAGGAUUACCCGGAUGACAUAUAUAUAAUUCGAUGUCCGGAUCCUUACUGCGUAGGGUGGCAGUUCGAACAUAAUCCUUUCCUGCUUGGGCAAGCAAUUAACCACUAUCUAAGAUACCAUCCGGGGGUACUAAAGAACGGCUACAUUACUAGGCAGAUAAUCUGGGAGGUUUCUGCAAUCAAAGUUGUUGGGAUGGACCAAUCCGAGGUCAGAAGGCGAGCCAGAGCGAAGCACCAAAGAUGGACUUGCAACCCAAGUCAAGAUUCAUGGACAGAGAAGUUCUAUCUCGAACCUUCGGAUAGCUACAACAGCCAAAAUCAACCAAAACAACCACGCCUCUCGUCUGAUGUGUGCGUACCUGGGUCACCAAUCCUUGGUAGCAUUGACCACGAAAAUAACGAAGUCAACGAUCCUUGUGCUGGUAGAGCGGCUUCGAGCUCAGACAAUAGUCGCCACCAUACCCCCUUCGUGUGUAGUACACAUGAUUCAGAAUAUAUUGACGAUGUAUUUGACGAUGCGUACCUUGACAACCGCUCAAGGACCAUGCCCAAACUCAACAAAAAUCCUGUUCAUGUGACCAUAGAGUCAGCUGAGCAUACAGCCGGCUGGCCAACUGAAGAUGUUUCACUCGACAUGGAAAGUGUAUGGCCAAACUCUUCGAGCUCUCACUCGCCACACUUACAUUCAUCUAAACGUCGCAAGCUUGCAUCGGAUCAAUCUAAUCCCCCCGUCACCCUCAAACGCAAGGGGCUCAAGAAGCUUGGGGUAGAAUCUACCUCUUCCACCGGUAUCAAUGAGACACGCCUUUCUAAUCCCGCAGAGAGCAAUAUAGACCUCGCGGAACAAGCGGUGCAUGCGUCACGCAACUACCAAGAUGCAAGGUCCUCUUUGGACAUGACAAGCACUGACAGGUUUGAUCCGAUUGCCCGAUGGUUUGCACGGGAGCAUUGA
This is a messenger RNA of Truncatella angustata, 1698 nucleotides long. RefSeq lists its product as uncharacterized. The record is from RefSeq and is a predicted model, not a curated record. NCBI's taxonomy places the organism in Eukaryota, Fungi, Ascomycota, Sordariomycetes, Amphisphaeriales, Sporocadaceae. The coding region runs from base 1 to 1698 and encodes 565 amino acids. The transcript is spliced from 4 exons.